Molecule: messenger RNA, 1719 nt
Organism: Cryphonectria parasitica EP155
Lineage: Eukaryota; Fungi; Ascomycota; Sordariomycetes; Diaporthales; Cryphonectriaceae
Exons: 2
Coding region: 1-1719 (572 amino acids)
Source: RefSeq, a predicted model, not a curated record
AUGUCGGGCAUUGACAUCGCAGGACUCGUGCUCGGAGCUCUCGCCCUCGUGCUCAAGUCGGUGGACGAUUACAAAGACGGCAUCCGAAGAAUCACAACGCUCUUCAGGAAGCGUAAAUAUGUAGAGAAACUGGCGCGUGCUCUCCUCCAGCAGCAAUUGUUCUUGGAAGAGCUCAUAAAGUCCGUCGCACUGCAAAGUGGUUGCGAGCAUGUCCUGUCUGUUCAGUUGCUUGUCGACGAUCCUGUCCGCUAUCUCAGUGAUCCCGACAUCCAGGAGGAACUGGAACAAUUUCUAGGUCCGAAGCACUCUCACUUCCUUGUGGAAGAGCUCCGGACAAUCGGCGAGACGGUGGAGAAAGUAGCUGGUGGUAUAGCGGGGCUUGUACCUUCGAUCCAGGGCCCGAAAAAUGACCUCAGGGCAAUCAUCAAUGCCAACAAAGACAAGUCCAGUCUACGGGAUGACCUGGCUCCAAGGAUCAAAUUGCUUUUCGGUAUCACCGAUAUAAACACAAUGAUCGAAGAAAUCGAUGCAGGUACUGAGAAACUCGGCCGUUUUUCAAUGUUGAUACUAUCAAAUUGCAAAGCAAUGGGAAGGGACCCAUCUGGAAAAGGCACGAAACUCGCCAAAGCAUUCCGCCGAAUUCGAGAGCUGGCCGGUGGUCUGUACAGAGCUGUCCAGGAUGGUUUCCGCGAUCCGUGUCACGAAAGCCAUGAGGUCAGGCUCUAUCUCGACGACCGCAUCGACGAUGCCUCCAAGAUACUUCGGCGACGUGAUACGACAGACUUGGACACAUCUCUCUUAACUUUCGACCUCGUCUUUCAUGCCAGCAACCAGAAUAGCGACGUGCUGGUUUACCGAACAGCUGUGCGGGUCUUGAACGCAUACAAUAAUCCAUGUUUAAAUCAGGGCGACAGCAAUAAUUACAAUAACAGCCCUUCUGGUGUCCCGACGAGCGGUGCGGUGACCUUUUGCGUCACUCCAGCUUCCCCAACAAUAUCCAUGCAUCAGGUAGUCACCAUCACCAGCAUCUGUACUACUAUCAAGAGUGCAGGUAGCAUAAAGCCCCGACUUUCGUUCGUGUUGAUGGGGAAUCAGAGUAUAGGCCCCCUCCCAGAUGAUAAAAUCAGACUAGCACGGGGGGAACAUGGGGGAUAUGUAUCCCUCCGCCAGGUUUUGCGAGCCACAAUAACAACGCUUCCUAUCAAGCCCAGGAUGCAUCUUUCACUGCAAUUGGCCUCCAGCCUUCUUCAACUUCAACACAUGCAGUGGCUGGCACAGGCAUGGUCCAAAGACACAAUCUUCUUCCUCAAACCAAGCCUGUCGGCGAGACAGACCCAAGUCGACCUCGACAAGCCGUUCAUCACCCGUAGCUUUGAUCUUCAGCAGCGGGUUGAGACUCCCUCAGGUCCCAGAGAAACACUACUAGAACUUGGUAUCUUGCUACUCGAAAUAUGGCAUGGGACGACUCUGGAGACGCGCUUCGGGAUGGACCAAGCUUUUCGCUUGCCUCCGACCACUUACUAUGAGCGCCUUGGGCGAGCGUUGGAGUGGCAAGACGACGGGGGAAUGCAAGGGCUUUACGGAGAAGCUGUCUCACAUUGCCUAACGGGAAACCACGGGCCUGCGGGACAGAAACUCGACUGGGAGGACACAAAGCUGUGGGGCUCGAUCUGUGGCAAUAUCAUUGAGCCGCUUUCGAACCUCUGCAAACAAUUUUAA